Habropoda laboriosa is the source of this 1206-nucleotide messenger RNA. It is a transcript of the gene RpIIIC53, whose product is annotated as DNA-directed RNA polymerase III subunit RPC4. Gene Ontology annotation, molecular function: DNA binding. The coding region runs from base 1 to 1206 and encodes 401 amino acids. The record is from RefSeq and is a predicted model, not a curated record. Gene Ontology annotation, biological process: transcription by RNA polymerase III. The transcript is spliced from 7 exons. Gene Ontology annotation, cellular component: RNA polymerase III complex. Lineage: Eukaryota; Metazoa; Arthropoda; Insecta; Hymenoptera; Apidae.
AUGGCUUCUGACAAAUCUGAUAAUUCGAGUAAUAUACUUCCUUCGAAUGUAAAAAUAAAAGUAGAACCUGGAACAUCUAUGCCUGUACCUUUAAAAAACAUUAAAACAGAGCCUGGUUUAUCAACCACUACAACCAGAUUGACCUCUUUCCGUUUACCAAGAGAUUUAACACUGGGUGGCAACAUUAAAACUGAGAAGCCCAAGAAAGUGUACACACCAAAUUUAAAUGCUCAAAGAUCAAAGAAGAAAGAUGAUGUGGCACAAAAUGAACCUGCAAAAUCAGGUAGAGGUAGAGGUAGAGAUCAUAAUAGAGGACGUGGCAGAGGCAAUGAUAGAGGACGUGGGAGAGGAGCUAGCAAUUUAAUUCAAUCUACUGGUAUAUGGUCUACUGGUAUAACAAGCACAGCAGGAAAACGCUAUAGUGGAGGUGGUGGUGGUUCUGGGGAUAGUGAUAGAAGUAUUCCAAUAAUUCUAGAAAAACCAAAAUUAGAUUUGAACCGGGUUAUUAACAAAGCUGAAGAAGAACAACAACUAAAAAUGAUAUUGAGAGAUGAUUUUAUUGAUGAUGAUGAACCAGUGAAUCUUGAUAAUGGCCCUGUUAUACUACCAAUGGUCAAAGAAGCAAAGUUAUAUAAGGAAGAAGCUAAGGUAAAAGUUCCAGAAGAAGAAGAAGCAGAAGAAGAAGUAGAUAAGAAACCAAUUCUUCUGGAAAAUGGAGAAGCAUUGCCACCAAAGAAGGAACCUAAAUUUAAAGUGUCUAAACCUGACACAGACACGAAAUGUGAACAGUUAGAUACCAUUCCGAAAAUUAUGGAACAUGAACCAAAUUCUUAUAUUUUAAUGCAGUUUCCAGAUUGUUUGCCAGGUUUAGUAGGUAGUGCAGACGACACUAGACCAAGUCGUUCAAAUACCGGAAAUUACGAUAAACAGAAUGAAAACACGCCUCAAACGGAAUUUUGUACACUAAAUAGUUUAAAACCUGGUAUUCUAGGCAAAUUACAAAUCUUAAAAUCGGGUAAAGCUCGUUUAGUGUUGGGUGAAAACAAUUUGAUUGUAGAUGUGGGAUCUCAACUUAGUUUUCGGCAAGACCUCAUUGCCGCGAAACUAGAUACCGAAAAUUUAAAUGGCGAGCUGAUUAAUCUAGGUCCAGUGAAUAGUACACUAAUAUGUUCACCAGAUUGGGAAUCAAUGUUGGCCAAAUUGUAA